UGAAAACGAGUGAACUUUGGUCGGUUUUUCGGCGCCACAAGAAAAAUCCUCCCCCAGCCCAGGAUUUCUAUUUCCCCUAUAAUAAUCCAAUACAUUCCCCAAAACAAGGUGAAUAAUACGGGAAAUGGAAAGUUGUGCGAGUUGUUGCAGGCCGGUGAUCAUGCGCAUAUCAAUUGACAAGAAAGAUUUGAGCUUUAUGUCAACAAAUAGAGUGUCGUUUGGUGCUGGGGUUGUACCCCAAGGUACCACUUCAAGGGUCAAGGGUUCGAGGAUUCUAGACACCAGAGCUUCUGCUGUUGAUUCCCAUGAGAGCUCUUCCGAUUUCGUUAACCGUAUGGAAAAAGCUUGGGUCAUCUCUAAGCAACCAAGGCCAAUUGCUUGUUCUUCGUGCAACUCCAUGGGGCACAUUGAAUGCAAGUGGUGCGGAGGUACCGGUUUCUUUAUCCUUGGGGAUAACAUGCUCUGUCAAGUUCCUUCUAGAAACACCAGUUGUGUGAUUUGCGCUGGAAAGGGAUCGACGAGCUGCUCCGACUGCAAAGGAACAGGAUAUCGUGCAAAGUGGUUGGGUGAACCUCCUAUUUCCAAAUAGUUGAGAGUUUCCGCAUGUUUUAGGCUGCAAAACAGCCAGUAAAUUUGUUUUCUAGGUCCAUAUGAAUAGCAUGGCACACCACGCAAUGUAUGUUUUUCGUUUUCUGUUCAUGUCAUUGUACAAUCUUAAAUACUUAUAGAAGAGAAAGAAACAACUGUUGUUACAUAUUGAUUGAAAAUUGAAAUUGACAAAAUGUAGAAAAAUCA
Molecule: messenger RNA, 795 nt
Organism: Hibiscus syriacus
Lineage: Eukaryota; Viridiplantae; Streptophyta; Magnoliopsida; Malvales; Malvaceae
Exons: 3
Coding region: 125-589 (154 amino acids)
Source: RefSeq, a predicted model, not a curated record